AUGGAGCUCAGGGGAAAGGGGAGGGGUAGGACUCCUCCAAUAAAACACAGAUUUUCUAAACAUCAGGAGAAAGUACAGACAUCAUCACUGCCAUCUAAGACGGUGCCUUCCACUGCACUCCAGAGUACCCUUUCCUUGAGAUUGGGGAACACAAUGACAAGAAACAGCACACGAGGCUGUGGAAUGCAGCAGUGUGAGGCACCAUCAGGCUCGGACCACAAGGCACCAGACCUGAGGAGGAGACGAGGCCUUCACAUGCCUCAGGUGGCAUUUUGCAUAAGAGCCACAAGCAAAAUGAAACCAAGCCUCACUGACUCAGAACCAAUACUGGGGAUCUGA
Knipowitschia caucasica is the source of this 339-nucleotide messenger RNA. Lineage: Eukaryota; Metazoa; Chordata; Actinopteri; Gobiiformes; Gobiidae. The record is from the annotation of a GenBank genome assembly.